Penicillium alfredii is the source of this 1098-nucleotide messenger RNA. RefSeq names its product putative formamidopyrimidine-DNA glycosylase. Lineage: Eukaryota; Fungi; Ascomycota; Eurotiomycetes; Eurotiales; Aspergillaceae. Bases 1 to 1098 code for a protein of 365 amino acids. Gene Ontology annotation, cellular component: nucleus. Gene Ontology annotation, biological process: base-excision repair. The transcript has 2 exons. Gene Ontology annotation, molecular function: DNA-(apurinic or apyrimidinic site) endonuclease activity; DNA N-glycosylase activity; damaged DNA binding. The record is from RefSeq and is a predicted model, not a curated record.
AUGCCCGAGCUAGCGGAAGUUGCACGCAUUGUGCAUUUCAUCCGCCAACACUUGGUAGGCAAGACCCUGUCCAAGGUGCAGGCCCAGCACGAUGAUAUCAUCUACGGCAAAGUUGGCACCAGCGCAGCGGAAUUUCAAAAAGCCAUGCAGGGCAAGAAGGUUGUGGGCGCCGGCCAGCAAGGGAAAUACUUCUGGAUCACGAUGUCUUCGCCGCCGCAUGUCGUAAUGCAUUUUGGGAUGGCCGGCUGGCUGAAGAUCAAGGGUGCCGACACGUACUAUUAUCGUACAGACAAGCCCGCAGACAAGGAAUGGCCACCAAAGUACUGGAAGUUCCUGAUGGAGACGAGCGAUGAUCCCUCAACGGAGGCUGCGUUCGUCGAUCCCCGCCGGCUGGGUCGUAUCAGGCUGGUGGAUUGUCCCGCUGAUGAGAUCCGUGACCACACUCCUCUCAAAGAGAAUGGGCCAGACCCAGUUGCCGAUAAGGACAUUGUCACCGAGGACUGGCUGGGAGAGAAAUUGAGAAGCAAGAAAGUCCCGAUCAAGGCACUUUUGCUUGACCAAGCCAAUAUCAGUGGAAUUGGGAACUGGAUGGGGGAUGAAAUCCUCUACCACGCCAAAAUCCACCCGGAACAAUACAGCAACACAUUGUCCGAUGACCAGAUCAAGGAGCUUAAUUCUUCUAUCCACUAUGUGUGCUCUACUUCUCUCGAGGUCCUUGCCGACUCGGAGAAGUUCCCCGAGCACUGGCUGUUCAAGCAUCGAUGGGGCAAAGGGAAGAAAAAUCAGCCAGCAGUUCUUCCCAAUGGCGAUAAGAUCACAUUUCUCACCGUCGGAGGUCGGACGAGCGCAGUAGUCCCCGCGGUCCAGAAAAAGACCGGGGCCGUGGCCAAAGAUAUCGAAGAAAAGACGAAUGGCACACCUGCUACUACGAAACGAAAACACGGCGCUUUAAAGAAGGAAAGUGAUUCAGAAGCCGAAGAAACAUCCAAAUCGAAAGUCCGACAAAAGAAACAAGCCGUGAAAAGUGAAGACUCAGAAGACGAGAAGAACGCAGUCUCGACUGUUGGCAGAGGACGCUAUACACGAACAAGAAAGUGA